This is a messenger RNA of Mollisia scopiformis, 2737 nucleotides long. RefSeq names its product OPT-domain-containing protein. The transcript is spliced from 6 exons. Gene Ontology annotation, biological process: transmembrane transport. Bases 97 to 2730 code for a protein of 877 amino acids. The record is from RefSeq and is a predicted model, not a curated record. Gene Ontology annotation, molecular function: oligopeptide transmembrane transporter activity. Lineage: Eukaryota; Fungi; Ascomycota; Leotiomycetes; Helotiales; Mollisiaceae.
GUCCUGUUUAAAGCAACGAUUUUCACCAGACUCUUUCAUAUAUAGGUUUUAUAUAUCCUGAGGUCGCAGAAUUUCCUCUUCUUUGGUUCUGCAGCUAUGUCUGGCACGGUCGAAAUCAUUGACGAUGGCGUCGAGCCAUACUCGUCUGACCCGGAGAAGCAUCCUAAAUCUGCUGGGGAAGACACGCAUGAGGCAUGGGGGGAUCAAAUCACUCAUGAAAUGCUCGAGAUUCUGGCUCCAAAUGGAGAAGGAGAGUACAUAUUAGACAUCAUAAACAAUAUGACUGAGGAGGAAGCCUACGCGAUCAUCGACGAGUCUGUCAAGUUCCAUGCCGACGACUGGAAUUUUCCGUCCGAAAUGCGAGAGCGUAUGGUCCGAUUGCUUCAAGGCCGAAAACUGUAUGGGGACUUCUAUGACCGCGAUCUGAGGAUAGAUGCCACAAUGAUGAGAUAUUCUUCUCCAUAUCCAGGAGUCCGCGCUGUUGCAGAGCCUCUAGACAACGUCGAUGUUCCAAUUGAAACUUUCCGAGCGUACUUUCUAGGGAUCGGAUGGGCGGUAAUAGGUACAUUUAUGGCUACAUUCUUUAACAGCAGAUUCCCUUCCAUCACUUUGGGAGGCUCUGUCAUCCAAAUUCUCUUGUUCCCAUGCGGCAAAUUCCUCGCCCUCGUCCUGCCCGACUGGGGCUUCACGGCUUUCGGUACCCGUCAUUCACUGAACCCUGGUGGAUGGACGUUCAAAGAACAGAUGUUCGCAACCAUUACUUACAAUAUCGCGAUCUACACCACGAACAGUUAUGGAAUGAUUCUGGUCCAAAAGUCCGAUGUGUUCUAUGGCGAGAAAUUCGUCACAUUCGGAUACCAGCUUAUGCUUACAUUGUUCGUCCAGCUCAUGGGCAUGGGAUUUGCUGGGUAUCUCAGAAGAUUCAGUGUUUAUCCCGUGAAAGCACUUUGGCCAACGAUUCUUCCGACCAUUGCCAUGAACAGAGCUUUGACUCGACCAGAACCGAAAGAGAAUAUCAAUGGAUGGACAAUCUCUCGAUAUAGAUUCUUUUAUGUUUGUGCUGGUAGCAUGUUCUUCUAUUACUGGCUUCCUGGUUACCUGUUCACCGCCAUGUCAACAUUUAACUGGAUGACAUGGAUCAGCCCAAAGAAUGUACCCCUGGCCAUCCUCACAGGAUCUGAGUCGGGGUUGGGCUUGUUCAACCCAGUUACUACGUUUGAUUGGAACGUUGCUACAUCUUCGUACGCUGCACUCGCCCAGCCCUUCUUCGCUACUUGCACAAUGUACUUCGGCAGCAUCCUUGGUGCUUUCAUCAUUCUUGGAAUCUUCUACUCGAAUAUGUACAACACGGCUUACCUGCCCAUCAAUUCUUCUUCGGCGUUCGCAAACGAUGCUACCACCUACAAUGUACAGAAAGUAGUCGUUAACAACAAACUCGACGAAACCCUCUAUCAAGCCUACUCCCCGCCCUUCUACUCCGCCGGUUACAUCCUCACAGUUGGCGCAAACUUCGUCUUCUACCCCGUCUACUUCCUCUACAUCAUGGUGAACCAGUGGAAGACGGUAGGAACCGCAUACGUAGACUUCUACAAAGGCCUAAGAUACGGGAAGAAAAACUACGAAGGCGCUAUGGACGUCCACAGCCGGCUGAUGUCCAAGUACAAGGAAGUACCCGAUUGGUGGUUUCUUUUGAUCCUUGUGUGCGCUAUUGUGGUUUCGAUUAUCUGGACUAAGAUUUAUCCCGUCGAUACUCCGGUGUGGCUUGUGUUCUUGAUGAUUGGUAUCAAUCUCGUCUUCGCCGUACCGUUGUCAUUCCUGUCUGCCACCACUGGCACGAACUUAGGAUUGGGUGCUUUGAUCCAAGUCAUCACAGGUUUCGUCCUACCCAACAACCCCAACGCCUUUCUCUUCGCUCAGACCCUGGGGUCAUGGGCAUUGGCUGGUUAUGGAGACAACUACGUUCAGGAUCAGAAAAUGGCUCACUACUGUAAGAUAGCACCUCGAGCUGUGUUCAGGAGUCAGAUUGGGACUAUUAUUAUCACGUGCUUCGUUGCAGUCGGCACUCAGGAUUUCAUCCUUACGAACGUCAAGGGACUUUGUACAGCAGAUCAGCCCAGCAGAUUCACAUGUGCAAACGACGGCUUCCCCCUCUACGCCAGCUCCCUAAUGUGGGGCCUCCUCGGCUCCGACCGAAUGUUCAACUCCCUCUACCCGCUCUUCAAAUGGUGCUUCCUAAUCGGCUUCGGCAUCUCCCUCAUCUUCCUGGUCGGCCAAGGCUACGGGCCCAAAUACCUGCCCGGCGUGAAAGAAAACCUCCGACUCAAGCUCCGACCCCGCACUUUCGAGAUCCUGGACCGAACACUAUUCCCCUUCAUCGCUUCUCUGCUCUGGCUUAACCCUAUCUUGGUGAUUCAAGGAGUGCAGCACUGGGCACCGUCCAAUUUGUCGUAUAAAACUCCAGGCAUGAUACUGUCGUUUGUUUUUAUGUAUUGGUUGCCCAGACAUCGAUUGGCGUGGUGGGAGAAGUAUAAUUAUGUGCUUUCGGCGGCGCUGACAGCGGGUGUGGCCGUGAGUGGAUUGGUGAUGUUCUUUGCUAUUGGGUACAACCCGAUUAGUUUGAAGUGGUGGGGAAAUACGGUGUCUGGAGCAGGAGUGGAUGGUGCUGGGAAGGGCAUUUGGGCUCUUCCCACCCGAGGAUAUUUUGGGCCGGAGAAGGGAAGCUUUCCUUAGACUAGUG